Fusarium verticillioides 7600 is the source of this 1641-nucleotide messenger RNA. RefSeq lists its product as hypothetical. The transcript is spliced from 2 exons. Lineage: Eukaryota; Fungi; Ascomycota; Sordariomycetes; Hypocreales; Nectriaceae. Gene Ontology annotation, molecular function: carotenoid dioxygenase activity. The record is from RefSeq and is a predicted model, not a curated record. Gene Ontology annotation, biological process: carotene catabolic process. The coding region runs from base 1 to 1641 and encodes 546 amino acids.
AUGGCCCACAUUUUCGAUGUCGCACCGCUUAUCGAUACCGGGUAUGUCGACGGGAAAAAGGUCGGCAACCAAGUCAAGUACCCAAACACUGGAGCCUUCAGCGGCUUCAACAAGCCAUUUCGCUUGGAGGGCGAUAUCUUUGAUCUCGAAGUAUCGGGAACUAUUCCACCCGAGAUCAAUGGUACUUUUUACCGAGUUCAGCCAGAUCAUCGCUUCCCUCCCGUUUUUGAAGAUGACAUCCACUUCAACGGAGACGGCAAUAUUACUGCCAUUCGCAUCCAAAAUGGCCAUGCAGAUUACAAGCAGCGAUAUGUCAGAACAGACAGAUUCCUGGCAGAGACAAAGGAGAGGAGAAGUCUGUUUGGAAGGUACCGCAAUCCCUUCACGGAUUCAGAGCUAGUCAAGUCAGUUAUCAGAACUUCUGCCAACACCAACAUCACCUUCUGGAGAGGAAUGCUUCUGGCCUCCAAAGAAGAUGGCCCGCCAUAUGCCAUGGACCCAGUCACUCUGGAAACCAUCGGACGAUAUGACUUUGAAGGACAGAUCCAGUCGCCAACAAUGACUGCUCAUCCCAAAUUCGAUCCUGAAACGGGUGAAAUGAUCUGUUUUGCCUACGAGGCCGGUGGAAAUGGCAAUGAUGGAUCGCGCCAGAUCGCUGUCUGGACAAUCGAUGCAGAUGGCGUCAAGACCGAGGAGGCUUGGUACGAAGCCCCGUUCUGCGGUAUGAUUCACGAUUGUGGCAUCAGCAAGAACUACAUCGUUCUUCCCAUGACGCCCCUGAAGUGUAACCCAGAUCGUCUCCAAAAGGGCGGAAAUCACUGGGCGUGGGAUCCAAAAGAAGAUCAAUGGUACGGCAUAGUCCCGCGGCGAAAUGGAAAGCCCGAGGACAUUAUCUGGUUCCGGUCUGAUAACGCAUUCCACGGGCAUGUUGCAGGGUGCUACGAAAACGAGGAUGGCAACAUCGUGUUUGACCUCACGGUAGCAGACGGUAACGUGUUCUUCUUCUUCCCGCCCGAGGAUACACCAGCUGGUACCGUUGCAAAGCGGAACCGCUUGAACAGCCCUACUAAACGCUGGAUCUUUGAUCCCAAGAGUCCUUCGGGGACACGCGUACAGGCUAGUGAAGAGUGGGACACGAGUGGUGAAUUCUCCCGUAUCGAUGAUCGCUAUGUCACCAAGAAGUACAACCAUUUUUGGCAAGCCAAGAUUGAUGGGUCUCGAGAGUACAACGCUGCGAAAUGCGGUUCACCAGCUGGAGGACUCUUUAAUUGUCUGGCUCACUAUACAUGGGAUGAGAGGACGGAAGAUAUCUUCUGGGCCGGUCCCUGCGCUACAUUUCAGGAACCAUCAUUCAUACCCAAAAAGAACGGUGGAGAAGGUGAAGGCUGGUUGGUUGCGCUAUUGAACCAUCUUGAUGUCCUGCGCAAUGAUGUAGUCAUCUUUGACGCGCAGAACCUAGCUGCUGGACCUGUGGCUACGAUUCACUUACCGAUGAAGCUUCGUCUUGGACUUCAUGGUAACUUUGUGGACCAGUCGGAUAUAGAGGAAUGGCAGGCUAGACGACAACCAGGUGGGGAUGUUGGUCCUGUGAGACCGGCUGAGAAGCCUUUGCCCUGGCAGUCGGAAGCUGACAACAUAUGA